AUGAGUUGGACGAAUUCCUCGUCGCCGUCGCCAUCGCUGACAACGACUACGACAGCAACUUCUGGCAGGGGUGUUCCAGUCACGCCAGCGAUGGCCGGCUCACGGUUCUUCCCAAAGUCUUCUGCCACAAGUAAUAUCUUAUCACCCACCUUUCCGAGUCAGAUCAACUCAGGGGAUCCUGUCCGUGCGUCGGUCGCACAUCUCCUCGUUCGGGCGUACACCCUUCCAUGCUCGACCGCGGCCCAGGCAUUCUCGCAACUUGUCCAGCCAACUGCUCGGUUUCAGCUGGCCCUCGAUGCAUUACUUCCCCUUCUCAAUUCUUCCGUCGAGCUCGCUCAACGGAUUUUGGUCUCGUUUAUUUUGUAUUCUAUGUACGCUCCUUACCCGAUUUCACUCAACCCUUUCAAGUCCGCUCUGUAUGCCACGUUCGUCAAGGAGAGAGGUCACGCUACCCAAGUUGCCACCGAGGGUGGUUUUAGUGAGAAUGAACAAUUGGUUUGGGUCCUUUGGAAAAUCUUGAAAGGCGAUGGAAAUGAUAUCGGACCUUAUUCUCCUAGCACGUUGACCAGGUCUCCGCUGCUUCCUGAACUUAGAGCGUCCAAUCUCUUUUUGGAAGAGGAAAGCUCUUUGGACUCAAAUCUAACUGAAGCGGGUAUUUCCGAUCUUCCCCAACAGGGUACCACCCAAGAAGCCCGGAUUCUUGAUCUUAAGGGCUCUUCUGCGGGCCAAUCAUUGACCGUAAACGCCGAGUUACAUGUCUCUCCUGAGGAAGACGAACAGAAUGAACGCAUUGCCCACGGAAUGAAGCUACUUUUAGCUGCUCGUGAUCGGACACUUACCCUCACGGAACAAAGGAUCCUGACCCCCUUGAUACCCAGUUUGACGUCACCCCCUGUGAUCACAUCCAUGGACCUGCCUCCUAUUGUCGCUCAUAAUCCUAACAUAGCCUAUCAACUUGUUUUGGCAUUGCUGACAUCCAACCCGCUUAAUGCCCAGCCUCAUGGCCCUUCUGCAUACAUAGACGCUUUAAAGCAACUUCCUCCCACUUUGCCUUCCUUUGACCUGCUGGUCCGACUUCUGCAGGAUACGACGAUCUUGAUUGACUCCUCUACUGGUGGGAAGACGACCGUCGCUGACGUAAUCUAUACGGAAGUACUCGGUCGUUUCAUCCACGAGAGUAUAAAAUGGCUCGAAAAUGCCGAACGCGAAGAGCGCGAAGGACUCAUCAGCGAUGAUCGGUUCGCGAAGGGUGUUCAAAAUUUCUGCCGCUUUUACGCAUCUCUCAUCCGGCUGUCUGUCGUGGACACGACGUCGGACGCGGACACCACCGAAAUGAUCCAUUUUACACUGCGUAACGCUAGGUUCGAGGAAGCCAACACUCUCUACCGCAUCUUGGCCGCUGGAAGGUUCUGAACGAACCUUUUCCACUUGUUUCUUUAUACAACCCCAUUUUUUUUCGCCCUCAGCAUUCAACAUCAUAUGCAUCCAUUCAUCCAUAGAAACUUCUCUGACCACGACCGGCACGAUGUCUCAUCCUUUCUGCACGUCAAUUAGGGGUCUAUAUCUGAAAGUCCAUGUUGAUUCCAUCCAUGCCUUUCACAUUAUCGUGUAUGUAGUUACUUAUAUGUAUGCAAGAAACUUAUGGUCUCUUUUGGUGUAUGUCGUUAUGGCCCACUUUUAUCGUAACACGUCUUUCCGUCUGUACAAAUGUGUUUAUGGCUUGUUCUCAUUCAAAAUUCUAUGUUCUAGCUCGCCACUUAUAUAUGGCG
Pisolithus orientalis is the source of this 1769-nucleotide messenger RNA. RefSeq lists its product as uncharacterized. Bases 1 to 1413 code for a protein of 470 amino acids. The record is from RefSeq and is a predicted model, not a curated record. Gene Ontology annotation, cellular component: CCR4-NOT complex. The transcript has 7 exons. NCBI's taxonomy places the organism in Eukaryota, Fungi, Basidiomycota, Agaricomycetes, Boletales, Pisolithaceae.